CAUUGUGUCAUCGAAGUUUUCAACAACAUUUGUAUUCCGUGAAAAAUCAAUUUAUUUUACAAAUAUUUUCAAGUUUUGAUUUCAUUACAUCAUUUAAUCACCGAAAAUGGCUAUGGCUAUGCAAAAUAAACGUGCUAAUCUACGUCUUCCACCAGAAGUAAAUCGGAUACUUUAUGUUCGUAAUCUGCCUUACAAAAUUACAUCUGAUGAAAUGUAUGAUAUAUUCGGUAAAUAUGGUGCAAUUCGACAGAUUCGUGUCGGUAAUACACCCGAAACAAAAGGAACAGCAUUUGUUGUAUAUGAAGAUAUAUUUGAUGCAAAAAAUGCCUGCGAUCAUCUAUCCGGAUUUAAUGUUUGUAAUCGAUAUUUAGUCGUACUUUAUUAUCAGCCGAAUAAAGCAUUCAAGAAAGUAGAUGUCGACAAAAAAGAGGCCGAAUUGGAUCAGCUUAAGAAACGAUACAAUAUCUAGACAUUAACAAGAUAUAUUAUAGUAUUCCUUUAAAAUGGAAUCUUUUUUUAUUCAUUUGUAAAUAAUAUCAACAAAAUUCAUUUUUUUAUAUGAAAAAAUAAUAAAGAAUUUCAUUUCCAAAAGGAAAAUUUGAGAACAAGAGAAAAAAUUAUUUACAAAAAAAAUCGUAAUCAAAGAAUUAUUGGUUGGCGGAUUUAUAACAAAAGCGAUGAUUAUUCGAUGAGGUA
Molecule: messenger RNA, 696 nt
Organism: Dermatophagoides pteronyssinus (European house dust mite)
Lineage: Eukaryota; Metazoa; Arthropoda; Arachnida; Sarcoptiformes; Pyroglyphidae
Gene: Sf3b6
Product: splicing factor 3b subunit 6
Cellular component (GO): cytoplasm; nucleus
Molecular function (GO): mRNA binding
Source: RefSeq, a predicted model, not a curated record